Sphenostylis stenocarpa is the source of this 300-nucleotide messenger RNA. The record is from the annotation of a GenBank genome assembly. NCBI's taxonomy places the organism in Eukaryota, Viridiplantae, Streptophyta, Magnoliopsida, Fabales, Fabaceae.
AUGCUGGUACCCGGGAUUUUAGGGUUUCAGGGUUUGGUGUAUGUGUUAUUGGCGUUGGGAUUUGCGGUGAUUCGGCACGUGUGGAGGAAUGCCGAGGCGAAGAGGGAGGGGUCGAUGAUGAUGAGGUCGCUGGAGGAUGCUGACGUGGCGGAAAUGGAGGUUGCUGCGGCGGUUGUGCCGUCGCCGGUGGAGUACUCUUCGCCCGUUCCCGUGAAUGUUUCUCGGUGGUACCAAUGUGCUGUGUGUUAUGCACCUACCACAAUGCGGUGUGCUCGCUGCAAGGCCGAAUUGCAUGUUUGA